GAAAAAUCUUAAACCGUCCACCGAACCGUCUGUUAACCGCCGGUUUGAUUUAAAAUUAAAUAAAAAUAAAUACAGUAUGUAAAGGUCAAAAUUUCACGACUGGUUGAAUAGUCAAAGGGAAUUAUACUCCAAAGUUACGCAGAAUCUUGCCGAGAGCGCUGAAUGCCUAUAUAAUACUAAUAAAUUUAUAAUUGGAAGCUGCCAUCGUAUGUUCCACUGAACGCUGCCGUCGUCCGCUAUUACUUCGCCGCCGGCCUCCAUCUACCCAUACCUGUACGGUUUUACUCUUCAGCUGAGGGCGGCCGGAAGCCGACGACCCACAACCAAUCAAAUUUCGUCGGUCUACCGAUCAUAGCAGUCCUCGACUCGCCUUUUCGCAUUCAUACAUUGCCGAAACGUGCUCCUUUAAGGUUUUUAAUGAUUGGCAGUUCAAUUAUGUCUUCUGAAUCUGGAUUCUGGAUUGUGAAAGAAAAUGGAGCACUUUGCUCCAAAUUUGCGCGCUAUUGAUUGAGUCUUCUUUAUGCCAUUUUGUCCAUCUCUCGUGGUUGAUAACUAAACGGGGAGUAAAGCAUGAUUUUGUUAGUUUUUCAAUUUGUUACUUUUCUUUUUGGCUGCUAUUGAUAAUUACAGAUUGUAGACAAGAUUGUUCGUAUUUAGUCUGAGGUGCGUUUUGUUUAAUUUCUCGUAGUGAACUAUUUACUUGGAAAACUUUAGCUGGGGCUGUGAUCUACUCGUUUACUUAUUCUGCUUUAAGCUCCAUCAAUCAAAGUUAAUCUUAUUCUGCUGGGUCCAUAGCGUACUAUUUCAGAUCAGUCGUUCAGCUGCUUUAUUUAAACUACAUUGUCUGCCCCUUCCUGUAGCAUAUAGAAUGCAUUGGGUUUAUGUUACUAAUGAAGAAUCUGUUUUGAGAAAAAACAUGUUGUGUUUAUGGAUGUAUUCAGUUCUGGUAGAAGACUUUUUUUCUUCUUUUGUUUUUUGUGGAGAAACAUGCCUUGUGUUUAUGCAUGUAGUGGACAAGUAUGGAAUUAAGAAGGCAUUUUUACUGUGGAGCAAAGGGAGUUUAUCGCAUUCUGCUAUGCAGCUUUAGAUCAUGGAAAUUUUGCUUGAUUGGUGUAACUCGGCUUGAGUGUUCAUGGCUUCCUUUUUCAUUUUCUUUUCAGGAUAACCAACGUCUCUAAUUGCCCCUGAUUGCCGAAUUUCCCGUGUAUCUGUUAUGGCUAAUGAUGAUGACUUUACAUUCUGUCCUCCUGUUGCUGAUGGCAGAAAAGACUCCAUAGAUGCAGAGAAGGUAGUUCAAGAUAUUGAUGGGAUGAAAAUUGAUGAUAAACCAGUGAAGAAUGCUGAUAGUAGUCAAGCUAAUGGUGUAAUCUGGAAGGAUAAAUUGCCUGAAAAUGUGAUCCAGAAGAUGGAAGGUACGGUAGGAUCGUUGUCAUUCAGUGUAAUCGAUGCAUCUUCUAGUAAACAAGUGAACCAACCAUUAGGCCAAAGAGAUGCAGACACUGGAAGUUCAACCAAUGCUUCACAAGCAGUGAAGACUCCAGUGAAGAAAUCCGCCCCUCGGGCAAAGGUUCCUUUUGAGAAGGGCUAUAGUCAGAUGGACUGGAUGAAACUCACAAGAACACAUCCUGAUCUGGCAGGGUUAAAUGGGAAUUCAAACAAGAGACUUAUUUCUUUGAAAGAAGUUAAAGAACACAAAACUGGGGACUCGAUGUGGACAGUUCUUAAGGGACGCGUAUACAAUAUAGCUCCAUACAUGAAAUUUCAUCCCGGAGGUAAGUAAAUUAGUAAGUAGUAAUGGCUUCACCUUGUUAUUAGUUUUUGUACCCAUUGUAUCAUCUUUGUUAAUGUCUUACUUUUUUAUAUGUCUUAUUACAAUUUUAUACUUGUUUUUUCUUAAUCAAAGAGCUCAACUUGGUACCUAGAUAUUCAAUUGCCGAUACUGAGCUUACUGAAAAGGUUAUUUGGUGAUGAAAAAAAAAACUUUCUUAUAGCCUUUGGGGUUAUUAUUUAUGUUUUGAGGUAAGGAGUGCUCACUCACCCUUGACAAUUACUAUCCUUACUCUUGCCAUUGAGUUAAUGGGAAAUGGGAAAACUGCUGUAACUUUUACCCUUAGCUGCGCCAUUAGCUUUUGCAUAUUAGAUAAGGAGGUAUAAUUUGCAGAGAAGCUUCUGUGAAGGCAAUUGGACAGGCACCUGAUUCAGGGUUAUUUUCCAAAUACCUCAUAUAGGAACCUACUCUACUAGAUGUUUCAGAUAAGAUGCUAUUUUCAGUGUCUUAUAAGAACAGUCUGAUUUAUCUUCCUACCAGAGAUAUGACUAUUACAUUUUAACCUGAUAUAGUCAAAAGUUGGCUUUUAUUGGACCUUUGUAAUAUAACAUUUGAUACCUGAAGUGCUUGAUUUGGCGGAGUUGAGUGUCACAGUGAUCAAUAACUGAUCAUCCAUUUCCACAUUGCUCAAAGAAUGAUCAUCUCCUAAUAGAUUAUCCUUUUCUUUUAUUUUGAUGCCUAUGCAAUAUAAAUCCUCUCCAUCUGUACUCUUAUUUUCUCUUUUGGUGGUCGUCUAUUGACACUAUAGAAAUCAAGGCACUAUCAGAUUAAUGGAUUUGAUAUUUGGGACAUUGGCAACUUAUCAGUGUUGGUUUAAUUUCGUUGCAUUUUAAUGGGUGGAAUUCACAACUAUACACAGUCAGUUUUGUUUCCCUGUCUUACCAGGUGCUGAUAUGCUGAUGAAAGCUGUUGGAAAGGAUUGCACAUCUUUGUUUAGUAUCCUUUCUGUUGAGAAACUGUUUUUUGACCAUAACAAAUGUGAAGUCUGGUUACUUUUCAAUUUGCUUUCUAAAUGCUGUUAUAUUUGUGUUAUCUAGUUGUUUGCAUACAUGUCUAGCCUGAAUUUUGAUAUUAUAUUACUUUAUAGGAGAGUAAUAUGGCAAUAAACUAAUAUUCCGUGAUAAUUGAAAUGGAAUUGAGAUCUUAUGACAGUAGAACAAUGACUGGAGUUAGUACUCUGGGAUGCACAAUAGUAAGAGUCAUGUUUCUGAUUCUGCAUUGCUAAUAUUUUCCCAGUUCGUGACAAAGUUUGAUAAAGGAAGAAACUUUGAUGCUUAAGAUGGUUCUCUGAUCUGAUGGGUCUCUGAGACCCCAAUAGCUAUUUAUUUGGCUUGCUGAACUUGUGGUGGGUACUCUGGUGGAUGCGGGCUCAGAUCUAACUAUGGGGGUUUACUUUGGUAACUCUUUGCACAAGCUUCACCUAUUAUAUCUUGUGUCAUUGAGCCUCUUUUACUUGCUUAUUUCACUUUGUGCUCUAUGACUUAAUUUUUUCUUUCUUGUGACUGCAAAAGAGUAGGGAGAGAGGGUCCUCCUGUGUGUAGUAUAAGAUAAGUAAUGUAUGCAUAGAAUAUCUUGAGGAAAGGGAACUUUCGCUGUCCUUCGUGUUCCCUUUCCUAUGUUGGAACAUUCUGUGGUCCAAGUAGGAAUGACGGUGCAAAGGAAAGGGAUCAUAAGAUUACCACUAAUUUGAUCAUGCUGUGGCUUCUCUGCAAUGGGUGGAAUGAAAUUUAUCCUUUAGAUGAAGGAAUAAACCAUGGAUAUCUGAUGGGAUUGAUUCUGCUUGCUUGCUUUCUGAAAAUUUGUAUUUAAUAGCACAGAUCAUUUUUUUUGUUUGUUUUUUUUUUUUUCCGUUUCAAUCCUUAACUCCCUAUAUAUAGAUAAAUACCAUGCUUGGGUGAAUGAUGAAUUUUUAUUGGAGAAGUGCCUUGUGGGUACUUUAGAUGAUAGCAGCAAGUGAUUAGCCAUUUGUACCAAGAUUCAAGAAGGCAUAUCAAACCAUGUCAUGAUUACUGUCAAUUUUGGUUUGAGGAAUAAGUUAGGUACUGCAGCUGUCAAUAUGAUGGAACGAUAGAAUAAUGGUUAUCUCUGGUGUCUGGAAAAUGAGACUAUCAAUAUACCAAAUUAUUAAACCUUUAGAGAAAGUAUUGUAUAUGAACAAUUGUAGAUGACAAAGUAUAAUCCAAUCAACAAGAAUUGGUUAUGUAUGCCAAUGAUAUGAGAUAUUCAUUGUAAGCAAAACAUAUAGUAAGUUCAAUUGUUUUCCCUGUAUACAGACAUAGUUUUACUCUUCCAAGUUUUCCCU
Oldenlandia corymbosa var. corymbosa is the source of this 4130-nucleotide messenger RNA. The record is from the annotation of a GenBank genome assembly. Lineage: Eukaryota; Viridiplantae; Streptophyta; Magnoliopsida; Gentianales; Rubiaceae.